AUGCACAAGAGAGACGUGUUGGAGGCGGGUGAUUUGCAUUUGGAGAAUCAUCGUGUAGGUCUUACAGCUAACCUAAAUGCCCCACCCAGCGCGUUCCACAAAGAGCACGUGAAUGGCCACGUGCUUCUUUUGUCGGAAAAAACCGAAAUCCGUGGAAAUGCGUUGCAACGCAAUGCAAUGCCCAAAACGGGUUAUCGGAGCAUCUUGCGCGAGCACGCGCGUCCCCUGACACCAAGCUCCAGUGCAUUCCGGUCUCGUCGAUUCCAGGCACCAACUAGCUCUGAGGUUGUGCCACCUGCUGACCCUCCUACCAACACUGAUCCUCUCACCCACACUGAUACCUAUGAUGAAAUCAAUGAUGGCACUGAUGCAGAUGGUUCAGAUCCUGGCUCUGGUGAUAUAACCAGUAUUAAAAGUGUCGAGAAAAGAAUUCGGGAAUAUGCAGCUCUCUAUGCAGUUCUCUAUUCUCCCUUUUUGUCAAAAGCUUCCCUUAGAGUGGAACUCAAUAGCAACUUCCAUUCAUGGACAGCUGAGGCAAUGUUUUCAUCCGAGGCAAAUUUCAGCCAAUACUGUGUCCACAAGAUUCUUGAAAUGAAGUACUCUAUAUUGACAGAUGAGCUCCGCACUCAUUCUGGAGUUAUGCCCUGGUUGGCCAAGUUUGUUUCUGAUGUUGGGGCAAGGAGAUGGCAAAUGAUGAGCCGCUUGCGAAAAUCAAGCCUUCAACUCUUUGGCAUGGACUUAAGUGUAACAUUGCUGAAGUCAGGACAUGGCCCAACUGCUGAAGAAUGCCAACAACAUCUCGGAAUAAUUCCUGAUUCUCCCACUCCCAUCGAUCAUCUGCCCUUGUUUUUGUUUCCAAAUAAUGACCGUUCUUGUCGCCAGCAUGUAUUUCGCUCACAGGUUGUUGCAGCUGCAAUUAUUGUUAUUAUUUUUGGACCUGCUGCACUCAAUGAUGCUGUGUCUGCUAUCCCCCUUCCUGGAUCUCCUUUGCUAGAGGAUUGGGAAUCUGCAAGGCUGCAUGCAUCGCCAAAGGCAUUGGGUGUUACACAUGCAGUAACUGAAAUAACUCCAGGCACUGUUGCCAUUGUUGCAAUGCUGGUCUAUUUCAUGCUAUCUGGUGAUACUGAGUUGGUUUCUGCCCAUGGGAAACCUAGUCACACCAAUUAUCUUGACAUCCUUCUCAACUUUUACAAGUUCAUCCUCACUGUGCUCAAACGAGAGGAAACUGCUACACUCCGUCCAAUGCAUGAAACAAUGCAGUGGUAUCAGCAUUUAUUGUUCGGUUCUCCUGCAAGAACAGAAGAGUCAAAUCUGUUGGUGGAAGGUGGAGGCCUUGCUGGGGGCCUGGAUGCCCUUCUUGCUGAAAUGGAUGUCAAUGAUAGUGAGGAACCUGAAACAGAUCCAGCAUCACCCAACAUACCCUCUGAAGAGCCUCAGGGCCCAGAACCAGAUGUUCAGACUGAAGUGGUGGCUAGCUCUGCAGUUAGCUUGGGUGAAGGGGGUUUGACAAGGCAUGGGUGCAGAGGUCGAGUUCAUAGAAAUGACAGCCCUGGAGAUAACAGUUCCAGAGAGGUCAGUCGUGGAAGGAGAGGCCAGAGGCAAGGGAGCAGAGGCAGAGUUAGGGGCAAUAGUGGCCGUGGAAGUCGUAGAGGCCAUGGAAGUCAUGGAGGCCAGAGUGCUGCAACUGGUGAUGAGUAG
Molecule: messenger RNA, 1698 nt
Organism: Cantharellus anzutake
Lineage: Eukaryota; Fungi; Basidiomycota; Agaricomycetes; Cantharellales; Hydnaceae
Exons: 7
Coding region: 1-1698 (565 amino acids)
Source: RefSeq, a predicted model, not a curated record